Pneumocystis carinii B80 is the source of this 1248-nucleotide messenger RNA. RefSeq lists its product as hypothetical. Bases 40 to 1203 code for a protein of 387 amino acids. NCBI's taxonomy places the organism in Eukaryota, Fungi, Ascomycota, Pneumocystomycetes, Pneumocystales, Pneumocystaceae. The transcript has 5 exons. Gene Ontology annotation, molecular function: phosphatase inhibitor activity; chromatin binding; transcription corepressor activity. The record is from RefSeq and is a predicted model, not a curated record. Gene Ontology annotation, biological process: negative regulation of transcription by RNA polymerase II; negative regulation of phosphatase activity.
GACAAUCUCCAACGUACUCGAUUUCCUAGCACUUUUUAUAUGGAGUCAGAAGGCCAGGCAGAGGGGGAUUUGAGGGCAAUUUUGCAUGAAUUGGAGGAUAAAUACAAGGAAACCGAGGAGAAUUAUAUGAAAUGGGAGGGAUAUGGAAAAGAGUACGAAAAAUUGCGGUCUUUUUUGGUUGAAAUUUCGAAAACUACGAGGCGAUCCUAUUUUGUUCCUUUUAGUGAGAAAGGGUUUAUUCCGGGAGUUCUAAUUCAUACGAACGAAAUUCUGGUUCUUUUUGGUGAAAAUUGGUUCGUUGAGCGAUCAUCUUCGCAGGCGGUUGAUAUCGUUGAUAGAAGGGUUGAAUAUGUCAAUAGUUGCUUAAAAGUUCUUGAUAAGAAGAGAAAAGAGUUAAAAAAUCGUCUCGAAAGGGUAGCUAAAAAAAGUGGGGAAAAGAUAUAUAAUGAGGAGGGGCUUCCUAUUGUGGAGAUUCGGGAGGAAUUGAAUGAGGAUGGGUCUAUUGCUAAUUCGGAAAUUUUUGAUAAUUUGGGGGAAGAUUGGUUAAAAGAAGCGUCGGAUGAGAUUAUGAGGAAGUUUAAUAUAUUUUCAAACACAUCAGAAGAAUGUGAGAUUUCGACGAAUAAUGCAGGAACGCCGACUAAAUAUGAUGUAAAUAAGGAUUAUUCAGUGUCGAAUGUCGAUAAAUUAGAUGAUAUAGAAAGAAUAAUUGAUAUUAUGAAUGAAUUAGAGCUGAACGAGGAUGAAAAUGAAUAUUCAAGUGAUAGUGAGGAUAGUGAGGAUAUUGAGAACGAUUAUGAAAGGACAUGUAGAUCUAUUAGUCCUGUAUGUCCGGAUAAUAGUUCAAAAACGUGCAAAUCUAGUAAAAAAGUGACUUUUUCAGAUGAUAUCGUAUCUCUACCUGAUGAUAAUUCUGAUCAUGAAAAUGAAGAUACUUUUAAAGAAGAAAAUAUAAAACCCGGUCCUAUUAUUAAGGACGUUGUCGAAAGACCUUGUACUCAAUCAACUGAAGAUGUUUUAGAUAAUUUAACAUCCUCACUUCAUCGACGAGAAAUUGCUACUGAAUAUUACAAAUUAAAGCAAAAGUUUCGAGCACAAAUUCAUUCUUCUGAUACUAAUUCACAUCAUUCUUGCAUUGAAGACAAAAAUUCUUCCAAAAAAAUUAGUCGUUUUAAAGCUGCUAUUAUGGAUAGAAAAAUUUAAUCUUUUUUUUACUUAAAACUUUAUUUCUCAAUUCAAUUCAAUAUC